CUUCAUUUGCGCCUUUUUCGGCAUGGCUGCUGCUAAUGGACGGUAUAAUGGGCCAGACUACCGCAGUCAACACCUCGAUCCAGAGUGAUUCGGGAUUCAUUGGAUGGUACUUGGGUCCAUCAACUACCCAAGCAUUGAUGGAUCCGGCUACUUGGACAACAUCUGGACGCUAUGCACGCGGUUGCUCAGCAAAUGACACAUGUGCCUACGCGACAAACUGUCAAGAUAACCGGAUCACCUAUGAUAAUGGUAAAAUAUGUGCUUGCCCUACAUGUCGCACUAUGACAAUCUUUCAGACCGCGCCAUACGAAACACCAUCAGCCAGCAAUGUCUUCUGUGCCAAUUAUUGGGUUGCAUUCACGAUCUUUCGCAAACUGCCAGCAACAACAACCAGCUCAGAACCCUCUACAAUAACUACCGCCGCGUCGACUUCCUCUACAACACUUCCUUCCGCAACAGCUUCGUCUACGGCGCUCCCAGAGCCAGAUGCAUCACCAACGGGGUCAAGCAAUUCUAACCAAGCCUGGAUUGCGGGACCAGUGGUCGGUUCAAUUGCAGCUGUCGCCACCAUCGCAGCCUUUUAUCGGCCAAAAUCACCAACAACCCGCUGUACCGAUACAAGAGAUGGAUGCAUCGAAUGAAAAUACUGUAUAUGAGCUCAGCUCGCAUACUAAUAAAUAGGAGAACCGCUAUCAUGUGUCAUUGGGCAUGGGUAAAUUGCACCGUCCAUUCAUUGGCUUAAUAUUGCAUUGAGACAAAUACUUGUCC
Aspergillus steynii IBT 23096 is the source of this 768-nucleotide messenger RNA. RefSeq lists its product as uncharacterized. The record is from RefSeq and is a predicted model, not a curated record. The coding region runs from base 36 to 641 and encodes 201 amino acids. NCBI's taxonomy places the organism in Eukaryota, Fungi, Ascomycota, Eurotiomycetes, Eurotiales, Aspergillaceae. The transcript is spliced from 4 exons.